This is a messenger RNA of Macrobrachium nipponense, 3468 nucleotides long. RefSeq names its product protein O-GlcNAcase-like (gene Oga). The record is from RefSeq and is a predicted model, not a curated record. Gene Ontology annotation, molecular function: beta-N-acetylglucosaminidase activity. Gene Ontology annotation, biological process: glycoprotein metabolic process. Lineage: Eukaryota; Metazoa; Arthropoda; Malacostraca; Decapoda; Palaemonidae. Bases 253 to 2979 code for a protein of 908 amino acids. The transcript has 12 exons.
AUCUUGUCAUUUCCAAGCAGCUAGUAGAAGGGAAGAGACGUGUUGUCCACGAAGCCAGAGGAUAUAGAGGUUAUUUCGCUAGAAACGAUUCGUUCUCCGUUCUUGAAAUUCGUGCGGCUGUGUCAUGUUAUCGUCCGUGGUGCUGUUGUUCGCUGUAGGUUCACGUUUUUAGCAGCGAAUGAGCUGCUCUGCACCUUCUUGAAGGUAUUUCUGCGGGUGAUCUGUCCGGGACUAGAGACGACAACAACAAAAAUGGCGAACGCCAACCAGCUCGAUAAUCUUAACAACCUGAACGAGAGGAAGAACUUCGUCUGUGGUGUCGUGGAAGGUUUUUAUGGCCGCCCAUGGACUCCAGAACAACGUAAAGAUCUUUUUGCCAAACAACAGAAAUGGGGUAUGAAUUGCUACUUGUAUGCUCCAAAAGAUGACUACAAGCACAGAGCUUACUGGCGGGAACUUUACACUGUUGAAGAAGCCGAGCAUUUAACGGCUUUGAUCACUGAAGCUCGUCAGCACAAUGUUACAUUUUACUAUGCCAUUUCCCCUGGUCUAGAUAUCACAUACUCCAGUCAAAAGGAAGUGGCAGCCUUGAAGAGAAAGUUAGAACAAGUCGCACAGUUGGGGUGCAAUGCUUUCGCUAUACUUUUUGAUGAUAUUGACCCAGAAAUGAGUGGUGCAGAUAAGGAAGUGUUCCAGACUUUUGCUCAUGCUCAAGUGUCAGUUACCAAUGAAGUCUUCACUCACCUAAGUCAGCCUAAGUUCAUGUUCUGUCCAACUCAGUAUUGUUCAACUCGGGCUGUACCUAAUGUUCAGACUUCUGAAUAUCUGAAUACCAUUGGAAAGAAACUAGCUCCUGAGAUUGACAUAAUGUGGACUGGACCUAAGGUUAUCAGUAAGGUUCUAUCAGUGGAGCAUGUGAGGGAGGUGACAGAAGUAAUGCGCAGACCUCCAGUUAUUUGGGACAAUCUUCAUGCCAAUGAUUAUGAUCAAGCACGCUUAUUCUUAGGCCCAUAUUGUGGUCGUUCUCCAGACCUAAUUCCUUUGCUCAGGGGAGUUGUUACAAAUCCUAACUGUGAGUAUGGGCCAAACUUCAUGGCAAUCCAUACUUUGGCACAGUGGUCCAAAUCAUCAACACUGACAAGUUGUGAUAAUAAUGAUGCUGUUAGCGCAGAUAUCAGGUUGGAGACGGAGGGUGAUGAUUCCAGUGAUGACUGCCCCACAGGCCUGUCUCCAAACGCGUAUCACCCAAGGAGAGCAAUGCGGAUAGCACUAAUGGAAUGGCUAACAGAGUUCAACCGUCCCAUUUCGGCCUUCGGAAGCAUUCAGCAGCCGCAGAUUCCCACACCAGUGCCUAUUUUACCCUCUGUUAACACUUGUAUGUCAGUAACAUCAACUACUCAGGCCGCACCAGGCCUUCCUCAGCCUAACAUCAACCAGUUAGCAGAGGUUGCUCAAGAAAUUACUUAUAACCCUGCCAUGAACCCAAUUAUGAAUUCCCUAGUCUCUGAAAACAAAGUAGUUGUAGAUACAAUUCCAGAAGAGACAGACACUGCAUCCACUGUGUCACAGGAUGCGUCCACAACUUCUGGUGUAGAGCCAAUGGAUUGCAAUCCAUCUCCUGCCACAUCACCUCCUCAUAAUGAGGAUAUGUUAAUUGAAAAUGGUGAAAGAAACAAAGUUUUAGACAGUGACAGUGAAGAAAGCACAACUCCUGUGAUUGACACAUUUGCUCCUGAAGUAGAUUCAGAUACAAAAACAAGUACAAAACCCUCUUUAACACUACCACUUGAUACUCCUUUGGAUAAUGAGGAGGAUAAUUUAACUGUAGAUGAUUUACAGUUGUUGGUCGACUUGUUUUAUCUUCCAUUUGAGCAUGGUAGACAAGGUGUAAAUAUUUUAAAUGAGUUCAACUGGCUCAAGAUGAACUCUCAUCUGGUGAUUGACAGUAAAAAGAAUGAAGACGAUACUGAGAAGCCUGAGGUGCAGGAAUGGUAUGACCGCGCCGCGAAGUUUAACGACAUUGCCAAAAGUGUGAAGAAAAUGUCAAAUAGACUAAACAAAGUGAAGAACCGCUCCCUUCUAUAUGAUAUCUAUCCAUACAUAUGGGAUAUGAAUGGAGUCGUCUCACUGAUUAACUCCUACAUCAAGUGGCUAGCGUUGGGCCAGGGGGCACCUCUGGUCAGCAACUACGUUCAUGGCAACUAUACCUGGUUCAGUAAGGGAUGGCGUGAAGCAUUUAUGUCUGGUGACCAGGAGCCGUGGGUCUUCCGGGGAGGAUUGACCGCCGAACUGCAAAGGCUAAUACCUGUAGAUGCAAGCAACGACUUGUUUGUAUACAAAACUCCCGAAGUACCUUUAAGUCGUACUUAUUGCAUUCGGCCUUAUGUACCUGAAGACCGUGCCAAAUUGUACAAUUUGAUUCUGCGCACCUCUGAUGACGGAAGAGAUGGCACUACGUUAUAUGCAGCACAUCCUGAUUUACCUGGUGACUUGGCCAUUGGCAGUUACUUGGAAUCUAUGAAGGAAGUAAUAGUCAUGGUGGUAGAAGAUGAAUGGGGAGAUUUAGUAGCUUAUGCGUCAGCUGCUGGCAACUCUAUUGCACAAACUGCACGCCAGUCUGCCUAUUUGUCACAAAUUAGAGAGAAAUAUCCAAAGGUUACCAGAGAAGAAGGCGUAAUGCUAACGCCGUGUGAGGAACUUUUAGCCACAUUGGCCCUUGAACCUCAGGCCCCUCCAGAAACACUGGUAGCAUCCCACCCAGCAACCAUAUCCAUAGCUAAUCUCGUUACAGUAACCGAUGAAAGUAUUACAAAAAGGUUGACAGCGUGUAUGCUGGCCUCCCUCAGAUCACAAGGUAAUUUCAGUGGUCAUGUUAGUGUUAGUGUUGGAGAGAAACAGACGCUGGAGCUCUACAGUCGCCUUGGAUUCUUGGAGGUCACAACCCAGAGUACAACACUUUACUUGGGGCGGUCUUUCUGACAUCCCUCUAGGACUGAGGCUCCUUAAAUCAACAGUGCAUAGAAUGUAAGCACAAGUACCAGGGACGUGUGCUGAAGCCAUUUGCCCACGAGUAGUGGUAAGAUGGUAAAUCGUGGCAGCAUAUGAUGCAGCCUACCUGUGUUCCAGAUCUCUAAUUUGUACGUGGAACUAGAGUAAAUGCCUCUAGUUCAGACUUCCAGUGAAAGAUAUGCCAAAUAUGUGGGUUGAAAGUUUAGAAGUGAAUUAAUGGGACUUCAGAGGUUGAAGUCUCUCUUCUUUUAAGCUGAUGCAGCUGUUUAUAUGUGAUAUUUUUAUAACAAACUGUUGGCAAUCGUGAUAAGAUGAUAUUUAAUCUUAAAUUUAUUCCUUUUCAUCACUUAUAUUUUUGCCCACAGCUUGUUCAUUUUUUUAGUCAUUGCACAGUAUAGAUAUAUACAAAGUUAUUGUAAAUAUAUAAAAAAUCUUUUUAUUAAUAAAAAGUAUUUAUAA